Zalophus californianus (California sea lion) is the source of this 427-nucleotide messenger RNA. Its product is annotated as voltage-dependent N-type calcium channel subunit alpha-1B-like. The coding region runs from base 1 to 357 and encodes 118 amino acids. Lineage: Eukaryota; Metazoa; Chordata; Mammalia; Carnivora; Otariidae. The transcript is spliced from 3 exons. The record is from RefSeq and is a predicted model, not a curated record. Gene Ontology annotation, cellular component: voltage-gated calcium channel complex; neuronal cell body. Gene Ontology annotation, molecular function: high voltage-gated calcium channel activity. Gene Ontology annotation, biological process: calcium ion import across plasma membrane; chemical synaptic transmission.
AUGGAGCUGUCCAUCUUCUAUGUGGUCUACUUCAUGGUCUUCCCCUUCUUCUUCGUCAACAUCUUUGUGGCCUUGAUCAUCAUCACCUUCGAGGAGCAGGUGAUAUCUGAAUGCAGCCUGGAGAAGAACGAGAUGUUGAGCCCCUUUGUGGCCGUGAUCAUGGACAAUUUUGAGUACCUUACACGGGACUCUUCCAUCCUAGGGCCUCACCACCUGGACGAGUUCAUCCGGGUCUGGGCUGAGUACGACCCGGCCGCGUGGCCAACACAGGACAUGGAAGGGCCAAGACACCUGGCUGCUGGGGAAGGCACAGGCCGGCUCAUCGCCUCGCUCAUGGUGAGCGCUCAGCAGACAUGAAUGUGAAUGAACCAAGUGCAUCAGUAAACGGAUGGGCAUCCGUCCCUUCCCACGCUCGAAGGGAAUGAGA